ACUCGUCUUUGUCUCUUACCGUCAUCUUCAGAACUGCUCAUACCCCUAUCAAACACGUACUUACUUCAAUCCACGAAUCUACAUCCGAAAUGGUAUCCAUGGACAUCGAUAUGCACUCACCCUCGUUCCGCACCGCACGUACAUCUAAACGAUCGCGCUCUCCACCUUCACCUUCGCCCUUUGACCGACCCUCAAAACGGGUGUCUCUUGGGAUCCACAACCCUAUUCCUGUGGCUCGGCCACUACCAUCAUAUGCUGCUCCAUCACCAGUCCAAACGAGACAGCUAUCGGAAGAUUGGGUGGUCCAAACACGUGGACUCAGAAUAGAUAGAGACGGAUGUAGUCCACAGCUUGAGCAUGGGUCUAUGCUUGCUAAUAUUAUCUUGGAGGAGUCGGAUUCUGAGAGGUCGAUCAAGGUGCAUGAUCACAACAUGACCAUGGAUCAUGACGAACCUAUGCAUUCCCUAUCGGUGCCGCCACAAGUUCCUUGUCCUCCCAACUCGCCCGCUCACAUGGCACGGUCCGCUUCAAACCAUCCUCAUCAUCACCCUUCUCCUCAAGAGCCCUUCGAAUCGUCACCCUCUACGCACAUUCCUGCUUUCACACCUCGACGACCUCGCUUUCAACAAAUCUGUGAACCAUUUUCACAUCCUGGUACGCCACAACCACAACUUUCUGCAGAGGACUAUGCUAUGCAGUCCUCUCUAUCUUCGCCCCCUACUCCUCAGCCACAUCAAGGUCCAAGUCCAGGUGCUAGUGCAUCCGCGAGGAGACCACAGGUGAAAUUGACUAUGGGUCCGCGAGCUGAUUGCGAAAAGUGUCGGUUGGGCGUGAAAGGCCACUGGAUGCAUUUUGAAUGAAAUUUUUAUUGGUUUCGAUCGCUUAGGACUUUAGAGGUUGAAUCGGGACUAUCUUGUCAGGGGGUUACGUUUACACCACAGUCAAUAUCCGCUCAAGUGGAUGCCCCGGAAACCACUGCUCGGUUCGUUUCACUCAUGAUCAUUACUUAUUAAUUCACAUGUUACACUGCACAUCGUUCUCGCUUUCCUGCACACAUGUUCUGCUCAUUCCAUGUUGUCUCUCUUGCACCUUACAGUACCUUGUACAUGUAAAUACAGUCAUUAAUACCCACUGCAUACAGCAUAUUCUGAUGUCUAGAAUU
Molecule: messenger RNA, 1162 nt
Organism: Somion occarium
Lineage: Eukaryota; Fungi; Basidiomycota; Agaricomycetes; Polyporales; Cerrenaceae
Source: the annotation of a GenBank genome assembly